AUGGCUGUUACAAUAAUUAUGAAGAGUAGCAAGGGGCCGAUAAUUGAUCCAGCUUUAUGCCGUUGUUGCCGCUCGAUUAAAAAAUGCCGUCUUUUGUCUUCGGAGUACGAAUGGAUGGGCAAGAAGGAGGUCUAUUCAGAUAUGUUAAUGGAUUGUUUUGGAUUACUUCUUUCCCAUCUGGAUGGUGACAGCAAAGACAGUUGCAUCUGUGCGACUUGUGUUGCCCGCCUUCGUGAAGCCAGUGCUUUCCGCCAUCAGGUCCUACAGUCCGAGGAGGUAUUUUUAAAUGCCAGACUUGAAGAAAAUAAAGAAGAUGGUGAUGCAAAAGCAUUAAUAGAGGUUAAGCCUGAACCAAUUGAUGGCAUUGACUCGGACACCCACAUGGAUGACAGAGAGGAUCUAAGCAUUGAACACCAAGAUUCCAAACCAAUAGCAAAGCAAUUAGACGCACAAACAAAGAAGCAAACACCACAAGAUGUGACAAGGCGCAGGUCGCUACGUUCACAUUGCGGUCAAACUGAAGGAACGGUUAAGAAAGAAAUGAUAGGUCGUAUGCGUGGCUUACGCUCCAAGCUGGACCGAAUGCUGGACACACCAGAAACAUCACAGAAAAACAAAUCGAUCUCAAGCAAACCAAAGAAAACAACAGACGAUCAUGAUCACAAGGCCUACGCGAAUACAGUAACAAUUGUCCACAAUUCGUACGUCUGUCCAUUUCACAACAGAGUCAGCAACUACUAUUGUUAUUAUUGCAAGGAUCAGUUCACCAAUCCAAACGAGCUGAGAGAGCACACACUGACCCACGACCCCAAGGAAAUGUUCGAAAGCAUGAUGGAGGGCAAGAAGAUACCGAAAAUUGAUAUCACAAGAAUCGAUUGCAGGCUGUGCCCAGAGAAAAUCGAUGAUCUGGAAACGUUAAAGAGUCACCUUACUAACGUCCAUGGAAAAGAGAUCCAUCCGAUCACAAACGAGUUUCUAAAGUUCAGGCUGUCUUUAAACAACCUUACUUGUACAGAGUGCAGUAGUUCGUUCCCUUAUUUUGAUAUGUUGAAGAAGCACAUGAUCGACCACUUCGGCACAUUCAUAUGCGAUAUGUGUGGGGCUUGUUUUCUUGAACAGAAUUCACUGAGAACUCACAUAAAGUCCCACAAUAAAGUCGAGGCGAGCUUCCCGUGCGAGAUAUGCGGCAAAAAUCUCAAGUCGAAGUACAGUCGUUACUUACACGUGGCUACCGUACACGAGAAGAAACCAACAGUCAACUGCUACAAAUGUGAAGACAGUUUCCUUUCAUACGCACUACGGAAUAAACAUUUAAUCGAAGUGCACGGUGAUAAACGCACGUUCCCUUGUAAAUUGUGUGAUAAAGUGUACAAUAGACGGAAGACGUUAAUGGAACAUAAUAGAAGGAAUCAUUUAAAAGUGUAUAGACAUCAGUGUGAUUUGUGCGAUCAGAGAUUUUACUUGCCGUCAAGACUGAAAGAGCAUAUGGCGACCCACACAGGAGAGAGGAACUUCUGUUGGUUUGUGAGGUUUUACCUAAACGAUGAUAAAACCUUUCAUGAUGAAAGAAAGAGCGACGGGCGGCGCUGUAUAGCACUUUCUACCAAUUCAUUUGUUUUAGGCAUCGACGAUGAUGAAUUUUCGGAAUCUGAAUCAUUACCUGAAGAUUUAAGUGAGAGACAUGUAUUAUGA
This is a messenger RNA of Parnassius apollo (apollo), 1692 nucleotides long. The record is from the annotation of a GenBank genome assembly. NCBI's taxonomy places the organism in Eukaryota, Metazoa, Arthropoda, Insecta, Lepidoptera, Papilionidae.